Chenopodium quinoa (quinoa) is the source of this 1152-nucleotide messenger RNA. RefSeq lists its product as uncharacterized. The transcript has a single exon. NCBI's taxonomy places the organism in Eukaryota, Viridiplantae, Streptophyta, Magnoliopsida, Caryophyllales, Amaranthaceae. Bases 1 to 1152 code for a protein of 383 amino acids. The record is from RefSeq and is a predicted model, not a curated record.
AUGGAUAAGUACACCCAGGUCGAAGAAUGGAACAAGACCAAAUCCCAGUCCCAAUCCGGGGCUGGGAAAGCAAAAGGACAACAGUGCGAAGGCCAGGGCCCGAGGAAAGGGAAGGCGAAAGCCUCAGAACCGUCCUCGGCACCUGAGCUGAAGAAAGAAAAGACCCCCUAUACAGGGAUAUAUGAUUCUUACACUCCUCUCACUCUUCCCCAUGCUAAAAUCUAUAGCAUAACUAAGGACGAGGGGAGGUUUAAGAAGCCAAGGCCACUCCCACUGUGGCAUCAGCAAAAAGGCAAGGACCGAUGGUGUGAGUGCUAUGAAUCUCCUAGACAUCACACCGAGGACUGCCUCCAGCUGAAAGAUCAGAUCGAGGACAUGGUCCGAAAGGGCUACUUGAAAAAAUAUCUCGCGGAUCGCCGCGAAGAGAAAAGAGCCGAAAAAGAUCAUCGGCAAGAUCUAGAUUUCCUCCGGAAAAAGGAAAAGCCGCAAGGCAAAGAAAAUCCGGAUAUCCUUGUCAUUUCCGGAGGAACCUACUCUCGGAAUGCAUUAAAACGCCACUUGAGGGGCUUGACCCAUCAAGUGAAUCAUGCAGACAUCCGAGCACCCCAGUCUCCGGUGCCAAACAUUCUGUUCACAGCCGAAGACUACCGAGGGUUAGUGUACCCCCAUGAUGACCUGUUGGUAAUUGUGACGGGCAUUGCAAACCACAACGUCUGGCGAACUCUCGUUGACGGUGGUAGUAGCGCGAAUAUCCUCUUUCGAGGAGCAUUCGACCAGCUGAAGUUGGAGACCAAGCAUCUAAUCCCAGUACCCUUGCCGGUAUCUAAAUUCAAUGGUUCUUCAUCAUAUCCUGAUGGGAAGAUUUCUCUUCCUAUCACCAUCGGUAAGGGUCGAGCAACCCGGAACAUCAUGGCCAAGUUCUUGGUCAUGGACGUUCCGUCUGUGUACAACGUGAUUAUGGGGAGACCCCUCAUUCACAAAAUUCAAGGAGUUGUCUCGACGUACCAUCAAAUGAUGAUCUAUGUUUCGGACGAGGGACACUCCGAAAGAAUUCAGGGCAGCCAAAAGGAGGCCCAAAGAUGCAAUCACCUUAAACCAUCCAAAAGUCGCCGCGACGAUCGGGAUGAUGAGGAAGAAAGAGAAAUGGACUGA